UCGCAGUUGACCGGAGGCAGAGCUAACAAACAGAUCAGUCUCCUUCUGCUCAGUAUUAUAACUGUGUUGAAAUCUAACAAUCCAGUUUUCAUUAUAUUUUAUUUUGUUGUAUAUAUCUACGGCUAUCUGUUAUCGUUUUAUGGUGCAGUAAGAUUACUGUAUAUUUUUUGUUUGCUAUACAAGACUUCAAUCACAUUUAUUUCGUGAAUAUCUCAUCAAACUCACAGAAUCAAAUAAAUUUCUGGUGAUUUAUAAUUGAGUCGAUGAAAAAUUGUGUAUUUUAACAAGUGAAUCAAGAUUGUAAAAUUAAUGUAAUUGAUUUUUGUGUUGCUGCUUCAAUUCUAGCUGUGUUUUUGAAUUCAUUGAUCCCGCUCGGUGACACUUCGAUCAGAUACACGACGCAAUGCAUUGUGGGUAGCCAGCCAUUUUCAGUUUUCCACCCCGAAGUUGAAACAAGCAGCUAUUACCAAAGGGGCUGUCGUUGAAAGGGGAUUUUUACAGUCUCAAAAAUGGCUGGGAAUAUGGGGAUGGAGCAACUUAUCCCCAUUGUAAAUAAACUACAAGAUGCAUUCACACAACUUGGUGUUCAUAUGCAAUUGGAUCUUCCACAGAUAGCAGUUGUAGGUGGACAAAGUGCUGGCAAAAGUUCCGUGUUGGAAAACUUUGUAGGAAGAGAUUUCCUCCCUCGUGGUUCUGGGAUUGUCACAAGAAGACCUCUAAUUCUACAGCUUAUCAACAGUGCAACUGAACAUGCUGAGUUUCUGCACUGCAAAGGAAAGAAGUUCACGGACUUCGAUGAGGUUCGCCGAGAAAUUGAGGGCGAAACAGAUCGUAUCACCGGCUCCAACAAGGGCAUCUCCAACAUUCCAAUCAAUCUGCGUGUCUAUUCACCAAACGUGCUGAACCUGACGCUGAUCGACCUGCCCGGCAUGACGAAGGUGCCCAUCGGCGACCAGCCGGCCGACAUCGAACACCAGAUCCGCGCCAUGAUCAUGCAGUUCAUCAAGCGCGACAACAGUCUCAUUCUGGCCGUCACGCCCGCCAACCAGGAUCUCGCCAACAGCGACGCCCUAAAACUGGCCAAAGAUGUCGAUCCCGCAGGUGUUCGUACGAUCGGCGUGAUCACCAAGUUGGAUUUGAUGGACGAGGGCACUGACGCCAGGGAGAUCCUGGAGAACAAGCUGCUGCCCUUGCGGCGGGGCUACAUCGGCGUCGUCAACCGCAGUCAGAAGGACAUCGAGGGCCGCAAGGACAUCAUGGCCGCACUUGGGGCUGAACGCAAGUUCUUUCUCAGCCACCCGUCAUACCGACACAUGGCGGACAGACUGGGCACGCCCUACUUGCAGCGAGUGCUGAAUCAGCAGUUGACCAACCACAUCAGAGACACACUGCCUGGCCUGAGGGACAAGCUGCAGAAACAAUUAUUAGCUUUGGAGAAGGAUGUGGAGCAGUUCAAACACUUCAGGCCUGAUGAUCCAUCCAUCAAAACAAAAGCUAUGCUGCAGAUGAUCCAACAACUGCAGUCGGAUUUCGAGCGUACCAUCGAAGGCUCAGGGUCGGCGCAGAUCAACACACUGGAGCUCUCUGGUGGCGCCAAGAUCAACCGACUGUUCCACGAGCGCUUCCCCUUCGAGUUGGUCAAAAUGGAGUUCGACGAAAAGGAACUCAGACGGGAGAUCGCCUUCGCCAUUAGAAAUAUUCACGGUAUUCGAGUGGGUCUGUUCACACCAGACAUGGCGUUUGAGGCAAUUGUCAAGAAGCAGAUCGCCCGCUUAAAGGAACCCUGUCUCAAGUGUGUUGAUCUUGUCGUCACUGAAUUGUCCAAUGUUGUUCGUUUCUGCACUGAAAAGAUGUCACGUUACCCACGCCUACGAGAGGAGACCGAGCGAAUAAUCACGUCUUAUGUGCGCAAUCGCGAGCAACUCUGCAAAGACCAUCUUGUACUUCUAGUCGAUUGCGAACUCGCCUACAUGAACACCAACCACGAGGACUUUAUCGGGUUUGCGAAUUUGGUUGUGUCGUAUGAAAACUAUCUGAUUUCGGGAACAGGUGAUGGUUAUGUUCCACAUUCUAGUGCGCAGCAGUCGACCGAGAACUCCAACAAGGCGGGGAGAAAGCUUGGCAACCAGGUGAUCCGCAAGGGCUGGAUGUGCAUCCACAACCUCGGCAUCAUGAAGGGCGGAUCACGUGACUACUGGUUUGUGCUCACCUCUGAGAGCAUAUCCUGGUUCAAGGACGAGGAGGAGAGAGAAAAGAAAUACAUGCUGCCGCUGGACGGUCUGAAACUACGAGAUGUGGAACAGGGGUUCAUGUCGAGACGCCACACAUUCGCCCUUUUCAAUCCGGAAGGACGCAACGUUUACAAGGACUACAAACAGUUGGAAUUGAGCUGUGAAACACAGGAUGAGGUUGACACAUGGAAAGCAUCGUUCCUAAGAGCUGGUGUCUACCCGGAGAAGUCCACUGACCAAUCUAAUGGAGAUGAGGAAAGGGAAGGUUUUGAGGGUGGCAACGAAGGCACGUCGUCUAUGGAUCCGAUGCUCGAGCGUCAGGUGGAGACCAUUCGUAAUCUGGUCGACUCCUACAUGAAGAUCGUCACCAAGACGACACGUGACCUCGUACCAAAGACUAUCAUGUAUCUCAUCAUCAACGAUGCCAAAAACUUCAUCAACGGAGAACUGUUGGCUCAUCUGUAUGCGUCUGGUGACCAGUCGAGCAUGAUGGAGGAGAGCCCAGAGGAGGCGCUGAAACGGGAGGAGAUGCUGCGCAUGUACCACGCGUGCAAGGAGGCUCUGCGCAUCAUCGGCGACGUCUCCAUGGCAACCGUGUCCACGCCCGUCCCGCCGCCCGUCAAGAACGACUGGCUCGCCUCGGGUCUCGACAAUCCCAGGUUAUCCCCGCCUUCGCCAGGCGGUCCACGACGAGGCAUGCCUCCGCAGAGCGGCAGUCUGGGAGGCGGCGGAGGCGGCAGUCGAGCACCGCCCCCACCCCCGGCCACGGGGCGCCCCGCCCCCGCCAUUCCCUCGAGGCCCGGGCCCGACCAGGGGCAGCGCGGCCCUCCCUCGCUCCCCGGACGGCCCCAGGGCCAGGCCGGUCUGCCACCCCCGCUCAUACCAUCAGGGCGUCCUGGCGGAGUUCCAAUGCCGCAGAUUCCUCAGCGCGUUCAGCAGGCGGUCGGUCAAGCGGUCACCCAAGCGGCGGUCAACGAACUCACCAACGCGUUUGCCAGUCGUUUCAACCGUCCAGUUCCAUCACUGCCUCCGCGACUCCCCGACAGACCUGCCAACCUAGCAAGACCCGACUAAAAUUGCAGUUGCAGCAAAUUUUUCAAAAGAAGAUGUACGACAAAAGAAAUAAAAUCCAUCCAAACUUGAUCGAUCUUUUGUGUUUGAGAUACGAGGUCACAAACACACAAAAAUAGAUAAAAUCAAACAAGAAACUCGAUAAUUACUUGAAAUAAUCAAAUCGAACAAAUAUUCAAGAGGACUGUAUCAUUCCUUAUAAGUUCUAGACUCUGUCGGCAUAAAAUCAACUUCAAUUGAAGAAUAUUAUCAAAAAUUAUUUUAUCGGAAUUCUAUCUGUUUUGAGAUAAAAUGCCCUUAUCUCUAUGCUCUGUAGUCCUUAUCUAGAAUCUGUUUUGAGUUAUGAGAAUCUUUGUAACAUUGUGAUAAAUAAAUUAAUGUUUGAAUGAUGGCCCCACUGCAUUUUAUAGAUGAUUUAAUGGCAUUGAAUUCUGCCAACUUUCAAAUUGAAAACUUCAAGUUGAUGAAAAGUGUUUUUUUGGAAAUACUUGCAGUAUGAAGCUACCGUACCACUUACUCCAACGAUUAACAUUCAUUUGAUAUUAAUCUAAUUGAUUUGAUAUUAAUUUGUUUUAUUUCUCAUUUCGGAGUUUUUAUUUGUACCUCAAAGUAUUUGAGUCUAUUACGAGUUUAUUUGAAAUAUACUGUAAUCAUGAGAUUCUUGUUUUCCAAUCUAUAUCACAAAUUGGAAGUAUUGAGAAUGAAAUUUGAUAGGUGAUAAUAUAGAGUUUUAGCAAAAUUUGUGUACCUUGCACUCGUAUUAGAAGUUUGUAUCAGUACACGAUUAUGUACUUCAUUUUUUGCAACCAGUUCUUUUUCUUGAGGUUGCAGCUAUAGAAUAUUUUAAGCUUUUGAUUUUACUGAAACUUGAUUCCAUUAGAAGCAUUAAUGGAUUUUAUGAAGAGCUCAUUACAAUAAAUUGAUAUUGCAACCAAUUUACCUCAAAUGGCAACUAUAAAAUAAUACUGUUAAGCUUGUUUUUACUAAUACCUUAUUCCGUUAGAAAAUAUAAUGUGUGUAGAUUGAUAUGAAGAGCUCAAUAAUUAUAAUGAAUUUAUUCGAUGUACCUAUUGAUGUAGGCCUAAUUGAUUAAUUUGUUUCCCAGAUCAAACUAGACUGAACGUUUUAGAUUUUUAAUUGUUUGAGUUAUAAAUGCCUUGGAAAUUACGCUACUCUUUAAAUCUAAUAUAGAUUUCAAGUUUUUAGUAUACAUUGGUAACUCUCUAUCCUGUAACACUGGAGUUUUCCUUCAUGGAAGUAUUACUUGAUAGAACUAUUCAAACUAUUUUUUCGAUGUGAUUAGUGCAGCAUCCUUUUACAUAAUCUUAUCUCACUUACCUUUAGGACCCUUCAAAUCAAUAUGGACAUGUUAAACAUGCAUUAGGCCCUAUUGUUAGCCUAAGAAAACAAAUUUAAGUAUUAUUCAUGAUAACAUUAAACAAGCAACUGCCUUAUAGAGUUUAUUGUGGACAUAGUCUUGUAUCAUUCCAUUGGCUAGAUGAGAUGAAUUGUCCACUACCUGACUACUCCUCACAUGUACUUUAUAAUCAUCUUGAAUUUAAAAAUUUCAGUUGUAUUAGUGUAGAAUUGAAUCUGAUUUUUCAUUGAGCAACAAUUUUUAUCAUAAUUUCUAUUGUACUUUACAUCCUUUGUUAGAGAAUACACGUUUGGAAUCAAAAUUCAAUUCACUGUAGAUUCACAAGUAACAUAACUUUGUUUUCAUCUAGAAAAAUAAAUCAUCGAUCAAUUUUACUUGAUACUACCGUAUUUUAAUCCUAUGUUAUAGAUGGGUGAAAUUUCCUUUAAGCUAGAGACUUACCGUAGCUAUUGGAAAAUAGCUAACGAUAUUUUUAGUUUGUCUUUCAUGCUAUUUAUUAAUUUAACUGUUUUCCCCCAUUAAUUACUUUUGAUUAAGAUCCGGUAGAUCAAGAUGAGUCACAGCUUAUUUAGUACAAAUGCGAAAUCAUUUAGAUCGAUUUGAUCAUAAGAUUCAAAUGUGAUAAUUUUUUACUCUUUUAUGAAGAAUUAAGGAAAAUUAUUGAGAAUAUUAAUUUACCAUUAGAUUUAUGGAACCAGUAACUAAUCAUAAACUUUGUAAUUAAUUGUACAUACGCUUAGUUUAUGAAAUUUCAUUUUGUAAAUAUUUUGUACAUAGCUUAUGUGAAAAACCAAUAAAUUUUUAAUAAUAA
Molecule: messenger RNA, 5491 nt
Organism: Nilaparvata lugens (brown planthopper)
Lineage: Eukaryota; Metazoa; Arthropoda; Insecta; Hemiptera; Delphacidae
Gene: shi
Product: dynamin
Exons: 21
Coding region: 510-3305 (931 amino acids)
Biological process (GO): receptor-mediated endocytosis
Cellular component (GO): microtubule; plasma membrane; cytoplasm
Molecular function (GO): GTPase activity; microtubule binding; GTP binding
Source: RefSeq, a predicted model, not a curated record